Messenger RNA from Hibiscus syriacus, 587 nucleotides. RefSeq names its product protein NUCLEAR FUSION DEFECTIVE 6, mitochondrial-like. The record is from RefSeq and is a predicted model, not a curated record. NCBI's taxonomy places the organism in Eukaryota, Viridiplantae, Streptophyta, Magnoliopsida, Malvales, Malvaceae. Gene Ontology annotation, cellular component: mitochondrion. The transcript has 3 exons. The coding region runs from base 106 to 393 and encodes 95 amino acids.
GAAAGACUUUCAAAUCCUUAGAGCACCUGAAGGAAUAAAAAGUAAAUUUUUUGAUAUUUUGGCAUCUGAAAUCUCUGGACUUCAUCACAUCCCGUAAAGUUGCCCAUGACAUCGUUUGGCGUCGCUGUAAGAUCAAUUUUCCGAUCAAGUUCAGCUCGCAACGCUGCAUCUCGGCUCGCCCUACAAUUCAGAGCUGCACCAUCGUCGUUUCGUGUCUCAUCAAGGGUUCCUCUCUCCAACUGCAUUUUCAAGUUUCCAGUUGAAUCGAGUUUCUGCUUGGAAUCGAUGCUGUCGUAUCACUCUGCCAUUGCUUUGGCUUUGAUGACUUCGAUGCUCACUGUUUCUCGCAGCAGCGCUGCUUGGUUCUCUGAAGGCCAAGAGAAGACUAGAUGAAGAUCAAGGCCCAAGAGGAAUUACUGGAUUUAUUUAUGAUUUUAAGCUUUUGAGCUAGGGUUAAUAUGCUUUUAAUUUCUAAGAAGUGAUUGAAGACGGCAUAAAUCGAGGGUUAAUAUUUAUUUUGUAGUUGCUCUCCAUUCUUUGAAGGCUUUCAGUUGAAUGCUUCUCUAUAAAGACAAAAUGUGUUCUCC